Messenger RNA from Linderina pennispora, 428 nucleotides. RefSeq lists its product as uncharacterized. The transcript has a single exon. Bases 43 to 258 code for a protein of 71 amino acids. NCBI's taxonomy places the organism in Eukaryota, Fungi, Kickxellomycota, Kickxellomycetes, Kickxellales, Kickxellaceae. The record is from RefSeq and is a predicted model, not a curated record.
CGGGAUUACAAGGAGGUUCCACACAAGCUGGCACGCUGAAGCAUGGCCCGCAUGAUGGCAUUGGUGGUGAUCGAAGGACUUUUGCAAAGACAAUUUUAUUGUUUCAUACAGUGGUUGCAGCCAUGUGGGAACAAUGUUAGUCAGAGCAGAUUUAUUGUCUCCAAUCCGUACAUAGCUGAUCUUUCCCUGGAGCGGUAUAGCGGUGUACCUGCUGUCAGCACCGGUGAUAAGGUAAUUCCAGUCAGUGAUUGCAACUGAUUUCUCUUAUGUUGACUUCACAGGAUAUUGCCGAACUUCAUAGUGUAAGUGAUAGUAUUAUGUUUGUAAAGCCGUUUAGCACAGCAUCCAGCGCUCCCAAUUUGCUUCGACAUGGUGAUAACCUGAUAUGGUCCUCCUGCAUCUCUGCACCUUCCUUAACUGUAUUUUAC